GAAAGUCUAUGUCAAAACUGUCAAAAGAGUUUGAUACUUUACUUUUGUGACUCAUUUAUUUAAUAUCUCCGUUCUUAUUGUUGAAAUUCAGAUUAUUUUAUAAACAUUCCACAUGGUUUUAAACGUCGAACAAAACACGUUAAAAAACAAUGAAUUUUGUAGUAUUUGCCUGUUCUAAUUCAACAUUAAAUUUUAUACAUUAUAAUUCAAGAAUAUGCUAGUGCAAUUUUUAAUCUAGAGUUUUACUUGGUUCGUUUAUUAUGGAUUCCAUAAGAAAGUGGCUGUAUAAACCUAAGAAAGACGACAAAUCUCUAUUGGCACAGUUCUUCUAUGCCGACGAGGAUUUAAAUAUAGUAGCCAACGAAUUAGAUAGCUUUGAUGGAAGAAAAGAUCCCGAUAGGUGCACGACAUUGGUGAGCCAGUUACGACAAGCUCAAGACAAAGUUCUUACUAUUACUAACGCAAUCAUGGACGUGCUCAUAGGAAACGAACGGGCCAAUCGAGAUUUUAGGGUGAAGUUUCCUGAAGAUGUUCUACAAGAAAAUUUGGCGGGCCAGUUGUGGUUUGGAGCAGAGUGCUUGGCAGCUGGUUCCUCCAUCAUGAAUCGGGAAUUUGAGAGUAACGCCAUGCGACCGUUAGCCAAAGCAGUAACUAGGGGAUUAGAAAACGUACGGAACCUCCUCCGAGAUACUUGUUUACGUAACAACACACCAAACGGACCAAUUAAACUAGAUUCCAACGAAUUAGUGACCGAAGUUCUUUUAGAAAGUUUGAAAAUAUUUGAUAGACUCUUUGCGGAAUUUGAGUUCGCCUACGUUAGCGCCAUGGUUCCCGUAAAAUCGACGCAGGAAUACGAGCUGCAAGAAUUAAUUGGUGUUUUGUUUUCAGAGACUUUACAGAGGGCGCUUAAAAUGUCAUUGUUAACGCAAGAAAUGGUAGAUGACUGUGAUCCAGCUUUAAUGUUUACAAUACCUCGUUUAGCUAUAGUAAGUGGGUUGUUGAUAUUUCCCAACGGACCUCUUUGUAUAGAUAAACCGAUCGAGGAAAUGAGCGAGAUGUUCAGACCAUUUAGGACAUUAUUGCACAAAAUUCGCGAGUUACUUUUUACUUUAAAUAAAUUAGAACUUUAUAGAUUAGAAAAAUUGUUAUGUGAUAAUGAACAAAUUGAAGAUGUUAAAUCAGUGAGCGAACUGGGAGUGAAUAAUGACCUUUUGGAAUUCAUUUCUCCUUUUUAUACCGAUUAUACCCUAGGACAAUAUUCCGUUGAUAAUUAUACGAAAAGUGACCGUUAUAACGCGGGUUCUAGUAGUAAAUGUACCAAACAAGAAACUGAUCAUAUGGAUAAAGGACCUUCUACAUCCGGUUAUUUAUUUCCUCAAAAUGCCAUCCAAAACACCAUGAUCGCCGCUAAUAUAAGGGCUCAUUCGUUAGUAUCUAAUCACGAUUCUCCCCCUGAGCAUGAUUGUUUGGAGAUCAUUUCAGUAGCUGCUGCCACACUUUCUUCAAUUUUGAACACUCAGGGGGAGGAGAGUGGAAAAAUUACUGUAGAGUUGGGAUCUCCAAACGAUUCUGGAGUAUCGACUGAAACUGCUAGUUUAGAGAGGUCUCCUAGUUUAGACAUCAAUGAUUCAAAAAAUGGAUGUGCUUGUGCUGGCAACUCUUCGUCCCCAGUAUGUAAUUGUCAUAGAACAUCUACAAAAGCUGACCCAUGUGUUGAAAAAUCCCGUUACCAAGCAGAGAAACUCUUAUCAAAAUCUUCUCUACCGCUCAGAAAGAGAAAAGGUAACAAUGGACCAAAAAAUUCACUAGAUGAUGGAUUUUCGAGUACCGGAAGUUCGGAAACGUCCUCUUUCAACAGCACAUGCGCCGACGAUGAAGAAAUCGCAAUGGCAAUGCAAGCUGCGGAGCUGGCUACUAAAAACGAAGUUAGAGCUAAAUACAAAUCAAGCGAAGAUUUAUUACAUCGUCUCUUUGUUUGUAUAGCGGGAGUAGCUGAUCAACUUCAAACGAAUUUUGCUUGUGAUCUCCGAAAUAUUUUGAAAUCUGUGUUCUUGAUCAAUGCUUCCGAUACUUCUGCAGAACCCCCUCCAGCCAAAAUCGUGGAAUCAAAUAAUCUAGAUAAUAAUAUCGAAUACCAUCCAACAGAAAGUGAAGUAAUAGAAAAUAACAACGAGUUUUCAGUAGACCCCAAUAUUUUAGCACAAGAAGCUCUUUUUGAUUCAGAUAUUUAUUUCCAUUUAGACUCCGAAGAUGAGUCACCUGAGUACUCUAAUCAUCCAAGGCAACAGCAAGAGGAAGACAGAAAUUUAAAUUCAUUAUCAUCGGACUUAAACAGGUAUGCCUCGCUUCGUGAAGAUAUAGCUAAUUUGCAGUCUCGCGAAAUUUCACGAACCGAGCCGGACAUUCACAAUUUGGAUCCGUCUACCUAUUCGCAACCUCCUAUUUGGAUACCGGACGUCGAAGCUCCAAAAUGUAUGAGCUGCGGAGUAAACUUCACGGUAGUUAAACGUCGACAUCACUGCCGUAACUGCGGCAAAGUUUUUUGUGCUCGGUGCUCUUCGAACAGCGUUCCGUUGCCGAAAUUUGGGCAUGUUAAACCUGUGAGAGUAUGCAACAGAUGUUUUAUAUAUAAUUUGACGCCGUUUACUAUGUGAAACUUUGGAUUUUCGACGUGAGUUAUACAUUAAUUAUAGAUCGGUUUGUCCAACAGGAAGGAUCUUAUGGAUGGAUUACUGCAAUGAGAAUGUUUCAAAAUUUUUAUACAAUAAACAUUUUUGGUUUUCCAAACAACGCAGAAAUUUUUUAACUAUAUUUGUACACUCCAGAGGGACGAUUUGAUUUUGUGGAAUUUGUCCUUUGUUGAUAAGUAAUAAUUCUAUUGAUAUUGUUGCUGUAGGUCUUUAAUCAAUUAUUUUCAAAAUAUAAAAACAGUCACAGCUCAA
Diorhabda carinulata is the source of this 2942-nucleotide messenger RNA. Its product is annotated as lateral signaling target protein 2 homolog. Gene Ontology annotation, molecular function: metal ion binding. The coding region runs from base 261 to 2654 and encodes 797 amino acids. The record is from RefSeq and is a predicted model, not a curated record. NCBI's taxonomy places the organism in Eukaryota, Metazoa, Arthropoda, Insecta, Coleoptera, Chrysomelidae. The transcript has 7 exons. Gene Ontology annotation, cellular component: early endosome membrane.